Messenger RNA from Cornus florida, 657 nucleotides. RefSeq lists its product as uncharacterized. NCBI's taxonomy places the organism in Eukaryota, Viridiplantae, Streptophyta, Magnoliopsida, Cornales, Cornaceae. The record is from RefSeq and is a predicted model, not a curated record. Bases 1 to 657 code for a protein of 218 amino acids. The transcript has a single exon.
AUGGCAGCUGCUAUAAUGACUGAAGGUAGAUGGAAUAUACCUGAUUACUUGCCUGUGGAAGUAAAGGAUGUUGUUCAAAGAAUUAUAAUCAAGCCAGGGACAGACAAAAUUGUUUGGAGGCACUCUCAGUUUUCAUUGAAAGCUGCUUGGAGUGUAUGCAGAUAUACAGGUUCAACACAGAAAUGGAGUGCUAUAAUUUGGAGGUAUAGCAGACCUAGAGUUGCUAUGGGGGUGUGUAUUAUUCUACACAAUAGAAACCUAUCUUUGGUGAAUCUGCAGAAGUGUGGGAUUAUAUUAACAUCUAUUUGUCAUAACUGUUGGAGAAGCAUGGACACAAAUGAUCAUUUAUUUUAUAAUUGUACCUAUGCUCAAGCAGUGUGGCAGGAAAUUUUCAGUCUGAUACAGAUGGAGUUGCCAGUUUGUGAAUCUCUGAUGGAAGUAGUGGAUUGGUUUUGCUUGCAAACAUCUAACAAAUCAGUUAAGACUAAGAUUUUGAGUGCUAUUUUUACAACUACUGUGUGGAAAAUUUGGAAUGUGAGGAAUGUUGUGCUUCAUGAUGGCUGUCAAGAUCAAGCUCCUUAUGUGGCUAAGACUAUAGUUUGGGAAGUGUUGACUUAUCUCACACGUAGUUUAGAAGACUUUAUACUUGUGUUUUAA